AUGGUCUCUGCAUCCCUCUUCGUGCUCUCUCUUGCUGCCUCGGCGCUCGCCGUGCCUUCUAAACGGCAGUCCGAUACGGGCAACGGGUCCUGCCGCGCCCUCCAAACUGAGUGUGCCGCGACGGUUAAGUCCGACCUUAGCGAUGCAUGGAACAUCAAGGCGUGCAUCUUUGGUGCGACCUGUUCUGGUGGCCAGCAUCCCGUUGAUGGCUUCCUCGCUGCCGUCUACGCCGAUAGAGGUCUCAGCGGGGCUGCCCCGAAAAGCGUCAACUUGCCGCGCGUUACGACCUCUCUCUGGAAGUCCAUCUCCGCUGACGGGACGUUCGUGACACAACAGAAUUUUAUCGAUGGCUAUUACUCCUCUCUCGACGCCACCGGCGGGCCGUAUCCAACUGACCCUCAAUACGUUAUCAGCAUCUUCCGGAACUUGCAAGACUGGACCGCAUACUGCAACGUGGCCAUCCCCUUCCAGAACUUCGCCGACUACUUCCAAUACUCGUCCAGUGUUGACAGCUCCAACUGCGGUACGGUCAGCACGACCACUAUCAACCCACACCCGACGAGCACGACCUUCUCGUUUGAGAGCUUCACCUUGGCCACCGCGACGACUGUGGUUCUCUCUAGCGCAGUUGGCUCUGCCACUGCCCCUGUUGUUACAGCUUCUGCUGUGUAA
Peniophora sp. CBMAI 1063 is the source of this 672-nucleotide messenger RNA. Lineage: Eukaryota; Fungi; Basidiomycota; Agaricomycetes; Russulales; Peniophoraceae. The record is from the annotation of a GenBank genome assembly.